Molecule: messenger RNA, 3253 nt
Organism: Amoebophrya sp. A25
Lineage: Eukaryota; Dinophyceae; Syndiniales; Amoebophryaceae
Source: the annotation of a GenBank genome assembly
GUGAAGAUGAAGCUGCGCCGAAGACAGCGCGACGCAUUCUGAUUACGGAAUACAAUCAACAAAAAAAUCAGGUUCUUUUUAAUGGAAAAGUACAAUCAACAGAAAAAUCGUAGGUUUUUAUAAUCAUUCAACUAAUUCGUAUUCGAAGUUACGAUCGAUCGUCCUUUUUUACCUUUUCUCGUAUAUAAAUAUAGGGGGGGACCUAGUAUUUUACCACUGUUACUGAGACUGACACUGAGUACAACAAUCAAUGUGUGAGACUGUGACUGAGUACAACAAUCAAUGUGUGAGAAUGGAUCGGUUACCUGUCAUAGUCGCCAUUCUCUAUCUCUUCUGAUAAAGGAGCUUCUCUACUCUUCUAAUAAAGCUACUCCUAGAGAGGAGUUUGGAGGUGGCGUUUCGCGAAUCGGACACUCCGGUAUACAGGUUACAUCAUGGGCUUGCGGCGACCCUGAAGUCUUAGACAUCCUAGAGGAUCCUGGAACGACCGAUGUUAAGGCUUUCAGAGAUCAUUGUGACAAUGACGUGAUUGAUAAGUAGCCCUCAAUCUCUUUCAAGAUCUAUACUCUAGUAUAGGGAUAAUUAUAUUAAGGUUAGUCCACCUAGUAUUAGUGAGAAUUUGAGAUGAUAAGAGAAAUGAUAGAGUUAGAGAUAAGGUGAGUUAGAGAGUAUAAUUAUGAUUGAUUCUCCAUCUCUCUCAGAUGAUGAUUGAGCUCUUCUUGGUUCUACCAUCUCUCUCUGCAGAUUGCCAAGAUGUGAUAUGUAACUCUUGAAGGAUUUUUGAUGAAAUCCCUAGAGUCAGUUCUUAAAAUGAACUAGAGCUGGGUCCUCUUAGUCUUACUCUUAAAGGACUAGUCGUGAGAUCCCUACGAUCCCUACAGGGUGAGUGUUAAGCUAGAGACUGAGACGCCAGCAGCUCUAAUGAUAAGGAAUUAGCGACACAUUGGGUGAACGGUGGAAAACCAUUUCUACGGUUAGUGGCUGACGAAGAAGUUUUGUUUCUUAAGGCUGCUGUUGUAGUUGUAGGUUAUCAUUUUCAUCGGGAAAGUUGGCAACAGGGACCGACGACGCAGUUGAGGAUAAGUAGAUAAAAACUCGUAGUCCCUCUGUGGCUGCACAUAUUCACCCGAGGAGGCAGGUCAAACUGUGGACGGUGAAUCAAAUCCUAUCCUAUCCUUGUUGAUGUUCUUUUUUAUUUUGGGACUUCGUUCAUCAUAUUCAUGGUUGAAUAAGUAUCUAUAAGAUGCUUUUCCUAUGCAAUUAUCGACUCAAAACCGGCCAACGCUAAGCACCAUAUAUUAUAAUGGUGCUAGGAAUUUUUAUUUAUGUUCAUCUCAAAUUGCUUGAUUCCCCAAUAACUUUCACUUGCACUUAUCUCACGCUUCAUCCGUUAUUUAUGUUCUACCUGUACCAAUACCGACUCAUACUCUUACUUGUUCCUACUCAUACUCUUAGUUACUUCAUUAACAGGCUUCAGAAAUCUACUUACCACAUGAUCUUCUAUCAUAGCGUCAGCGACCUGCUCUAGCCCUCUAAUUUGAGAAUAUACCGAUGCACGUCGUUAGAUUUUACUGGGCUCGUACUGCUGCAACUAGGCUGUGGUCUGGGAUGGAACAUACUUGCCUAUGCCGGAUUCGUUUUCUUAUGGAAAAAUGUUGAAGGCUACACCGUAAUUGAAGAUCAUCGAGCUCUUCAGUGAUAAGGAUCUUCGCGAUGGUUGCUGAUUCUUCAGGUGAGAUAUCGGCAUGUUGAGAUAUUUUUUACAAUGCUAGUAGUGAGCCUCAACGUGCUCAAGGCAUCUAUUUUUGCUACCUUCAUAACGGCGUUACAGAUUUCGCUGCAAUAUAGCUGCGAUGCUACGAGGUAUAUUCUGCUGCAAGUAUUAGCAUAGGAGUUCCAUUUUAUGGGUGACGUUUAUUCCAUUCUUACGACCAUCGAGGCUCCCCAAUAGGCUACGCGUUUUUAAGGGGAAAAGGGUAGGCUCGAGGGUCUGGCUAGAUGGAAAAAGCGCCAUGCAUACAUUUGUAGCGAUAUUUGUUCCCGGAACAACCUCAGAUGGGACAACGAUACUGGGAGUGCCUGGAACUCCUACUUCAGUGCCAAAGUAGACCACUUAUGGUCCCAUAGCUCAGCCUCGGUAGAGAAACACUUAGUUAGUCCAAAAGAAGAUAUUGAUGAAGGGAUUAUGUUUAUGAUCAAGCGAAGAACAAGAACUACAACUACUGCAUUGAGAACCAAGAACGAAGAUAGAAAAAUAAGGUUGUGAAUGAAGCUGAUACCAUUACCAGACCAAGGCUAAAAAGACAAAGUUGUGAAUGAAGCUGAUACCACUACCAGACCAAAAGCAAAAAAAGACUAGAAAAGUAAAGUUGGGAAUGAAGCUGAUACAAUCAUUACCAGACCAAAAAACGACGCCAUGGUAAGGAUGGAACGUUCUUACGACUAGGACUACAAGUCUUAGGGUUAAAGUAAAGCACAAUUUUCAAAACCAAAAAGGACAAACGAUAACGAAAUUUGAACCUGAAGAAAUUUUAUUUUCCAACGCGAAUCGCCACGGGAAAUCUUCCUUAUAUAUAACAUUCAUUAACAAGAAUGACAAUACCUCCGCGCGCUAUCGAUAGGCACAGUAUCAUCAUCCUAGUUGCUUUUUGUUGUUGAUUCAGAUUCAUCCAUUUCUUUCGAAAUAAGACUAAGUACAUAAUUGUAAUUGAUGUGAAGACUGCCGUUAUCGUUAUCUAUCAUGCUGCGGCUCAGAUUGCGAAUUCAUCAAAUACGAAGUUUUUUUUUCCAAACGCACAUGACACCGACACGAUUUUUGUCCAUCUAGAUCUACAUUCCAAGAAUGAAAACGGGUGGUCGAGGAAUUACAGGAAGAUUAUGUCCUUGUGCACUGAAUCUGGAUAGUACAACGUGUCCGAGUCCACAUUAACAUGAACAGCGUUGUGCACAUCAAAUUACUGAGCAGUAUCGUGAAUGAUCUAUCUCAAGAGUCUUGAUUGUUUUUCAUCGGGAUUUUUAUAACCAGAACUAUAUGACCAAGGACUUGUUGCAGCUAGUCGAAGUGGCAGUCCAACUCAAACUCUUUUAGAAGAUGUACAGAUUUGAUAGCUGCGCAGAACAAAUAAGCUAUCAGAUACGGAUCGACGAAAGACAUCAAAGAGUAAGAGACAGACCUCCAAUCAAUCUACUAGAACAACAAGUCAGCCGUCACGGAUACUUAUUGUCAGCGCAAUCAAAGGACAAAGGACAGGAG